Rhizophagus irregularis DAOM 181602=DAOM 197198 is the source of this 428-nucleotide messenger RNA. The record is from RefSeq and is a predicted model, not a curated record. Lineage: Eukaryota; Fungi; Glomeromycota; Glomeromycetes; Glomerales; Glomeraceae.
UUUUUUUAUCCAUGUUUUUAUUAAACAAAUUUUAUAUAUACAGUAUUAUUUUAAAUUUGAGCAUGACAAGAACGUUAAAAAAUAUCUAUUUUGUUAAUGAAAGAUAUCUUGCACAUAUUUUGAUCAUCGUGACAUUGCAUGAUGUUUUAAGAAUGAAAAAUAUAUAAUAUUUAGUAAAUGAUUUAUUUAAAGUAAAUAAUAUUGUAAGUUAUCAAAAUGUACAGAACUAUGCGAAAAAUAAUUGGAAUGCGGUCAUGAAUGAAAAUAAUCCUUGUCUUCCUCUAUUAUUUAUGGACUGAUAUAUUUUAAAUAUCACAGUAAACAUCUAAAUACUUUUUAUAUACUAUUAUACAAAUAAUAAUUAUCUCUUAUUUGUAAUCUAGUGUAAAAAACAAAAUGAAAAGAAAAUACUAUAAGGUCAAAAUAUC